Molecule: messenger RNA, 1632 nt
Organism: Puccinia triticina
Lineage: Eukaryota; Fungi; Basidiomycota; Pucciniomycetes; Pucciniales; Pucciniaceae
Exons: 8
Coding region: 1-1632 (543 amino acids)
Cellular component (GO): cytoplasm
Molecular function (GO): protein binding
Source: RefSeq, a predicted model, not a curated record
AUGAAGGUCAACAAGCGCAUCGGAAAACUCAAACAGUGGACCGGCGAGAAGCUCGGGGGCCAGCAGAAGACUGAACUGAGUGAAGAUUUCCAGUCCUUGGAGCAGGAUGUCGAGCUGCGCAAGGCCGGCGUCGAGAAGAUGUACUCCGUCUCCAAGGAGUACUCCAAGCAUCUCACCAGGAAACUGGAGGCCGAAGGAACCGAGACCGGGAAGGUCUUGCCGAUCGACGGCCUCGGCCUGGUCUUGGCCAACCAUGGGGAUGAGUUUGGAAGCGACAGCUCCUUUGGCGAAGCAUUGGUCUCCUUCGGGAAAGCCCAGCAGCAGAUGGCCACGGCCACGGCGAACUUUGCCGACCACAUGAACUCAGGCUGGCUGACCUCGCUGGAGAAAUCGCUGGCGCAGAUGUCCGAAUACACCAACCAGCGCAAGAAGCUGGACUCCCGUCGACUGACGUACGACGCCAUGCUGGCCAAGGUGCAGAAAUCUAAGAAGGAGAAGAGGGACCUCGAGGAUGACCUCCGAGUGGCCAAGAACCGCUACGAGGAGACGAGCGAGGAGGUCCAGGAGCGGGCCGUCGCUAUCCAGGAUAGCGAGGCUGAUCAGAUGAUCGCUCUCACUAGACUCUUGGAAAUCGAGUCGAAUUGGGUCGACGAGCAAAAGCGCAUCCUCGAUGAUCUCAAAAGGAGCUGGGUUGAUCCAUCUGCCUUCAAGGUUGGUAGUGGUGAACGCAAGAAAACAGCCCACUCGUUCGGCGCCGAGCCUCCGCCGCCUUCGAGGAGCUUGAUCAAGGGCAAGACCGCCCCUCACCGACGCUCCGCCAGACGCCAGCCCAGACCGGCCGUCACCGCUCCGCCCAAGCCCCGCCAACCACCCUCCCGCCGCGGAUCGCUGUUGAAAGAAAAGCCGGCGCCUGCCAGCGCGCCGAAUGGGAGUCGCUACGGGGGCGUCCGGAUCCCGGGGAUGCCUCCCGCGACGGCCUCGAUCCAGUCCGACGACUCGCUCUCGCCGACGUUGGACAGCAGCAGUCGCCGGCGGUCCAACGGGACCCUCCGGAACCAGAACUCGAGCUCGAACCUGCGCCGCUCGGUUGUAGGUGGAGGUGGAGCGACGAACGGCAAGGGCUCGACGGGCGGAGGAGGCGGGAAGAUGAUGCGGGCGAAGUGGGCGUACAAUGCGACGGAGUCCGACGAGCUCGAGCUCGAGGUCGGCGACCGGGUCCGGGUGACCAACGAGAUCAACGCCCAAUGGUUCGUGGGCCGCAGCGAGGCCUCGGGCCGGACCGGCAUGUUCCCCGCGGCGUAUUGUGUGUCCGAGCAGGAGCCGGAACCGGGGCGAUAUCUGACCCCGGAGCGCCAGCAGGACACCACCGUCCACCCCCACAUCCACCGGCCCCCCUCCUCGACCAUCGGUGCACCCGUACGCACAGGCUCGUACCCCGGCAAACCCGCCCCCUCCUCCUCCAUCGGCAAACGCGCCCCCCCGCCCCCGCCCAGCAGACGCGCCACCACAUCCUCUUCCGCUAAACCCCCCACCCCCGCCCUCCCUCCCCCAUCCCACGAUCACGACGCCGGCCAGCCGGAGGCCUUCGGCAGCGUCAGCGAACUCAAGAAACGCCUCGGCAUGUUCAAGUAA